UCCCCUGCUAGUUUUCCUCAAACAGAGAGGCAAAAAACAAAAAUGGCGUCGGAAACCGCCAAGAAAGCCUUCCCCUCAAUAACAACAUGCGACGUCUCCGCCGUGAGCCACCAGUCCAUCGCGGCGGACCUAGACGGGACGCUCUUGAUCGGGAGGUCCUCCUUCCCGUACUUCAUGCUGGUCGCGAUCGAAGCCGGGAGCCUCCUCAGAGGGCUGGUCCUCCUCCUCAGUUUCCCCCUCAUCGCCAUCGCCUACAUUUUCUUCUCCGAAGCCCUAGCGAUCCAAAUGCUCAUCUACAUCUCCUUCGCGGGGCUCAAAGUCCGGGACAUCGAGCUGGCCUCCCGGGCGGUCCUUCCGCGAUUCUACGCCGCCGACGUGCGGCGGGAGAGCUUCGAGGUGUUCGAUAAGUGCAAGCGGAAAGUGGUGGUGACGGCGAACCCGACCAUCAUGGUUGAGCCGUUUGUGAAAGAGUUUUUGGGCGGCGAUAAGGUUUUGGGAACCGAGAUUGAGGUUAACCCCAAGACCAAAAAAGCUACCGGAUUCGUGAAGAAGCCUGGGGUUUUGGUCGGAAAAUGGAAAAGGCUGUCCAUCUUGAAGGAGUUUGGAGAUGAAAAACCUGAUAUUGGGAUCGGCGACAGAGAGUCCGAUCAUGAUUUCAUGUCCAUUUGCAAGGAAGGGUAUAUGGUGCAUCCUAGCAAAUCAGCAACGCCGGUGCCGCUUGAUCGAUUGAAAAGCCGAUUGAUUUUCCAUGACGGGCGGUUGGUGCAGCGCCCCGACCCACUCAACGCCCUCAUAACCUACCUCUGGCUGCCAUUCGGCUUCGCCUUGGCCGUUUUCCGGGUCUACUUCAAUCUCCCCCUCCCCGAGCGCAUCGUCCGCUACACAUACCUCAUGCUCGGAAUCAACCUGGUGAUCAAAGGCCCCAGGCCUCCGCCACCCUCCUCCGGCCGCCAAGGCAAUCUCUACGUCUGCAACCACCGCACCGCUCUCGACCCCAUCGUCAUCGCCAUCGCCCUAGGCCGCAAAGUCUCGUGCGUCACCUACAGCGUCAGCAAGCUCUCCCGCUUCCUCUCCCCCAUCCCCGCCGUGGCUCUCACCCGCGACCGCCAGAAAGACGCGGACAUGAUCAAGUCCCUCCUCGAGAAGGGCGACCUGGUGGUCUGCCCCGAAGGGACCACGUGCCGCGAGCCCUUCCUCCUCAGAUUCAGCGCUCUCUUCGCGGAACUCAGCGAUAGGAUCGUCCCCGUGGCGGUGAACAGCAAGCAGAACAUGUUCCACGGGACGACGGUCCGCGGGGUCAAGUUCUGGGACCCCUAUUUCUUCUUCAUGAACCCGAGGCCGAGCUAUGAGGUCACGUUUCUGGAGGCGUUGCCGGAGGAGAUGACAUGCAAGGCGGGUGGGAAGUCCUCCAUUGAGGUGGCCAAUCAUGUGCAGAAGGUGUUGGGCGGCGUUCUUGGAUUCGAGUGCACUCAGUUGACUAGGAAAGACAAGUAUAUGAUGCUUGGUGGGAACGAUGGAAAGGUGGAAUCCAUGUAUGGUGCUAAGAAGAAUUAAUUGAUUAAGCUCAGGAUGGAUAUGAUAUGCAUGCAUGGCUCAUCGAUCAUCAAUAUAAUGCAGUGUACGCGUUUGAUAAUUAAGACCUACUUUUACUUUUGAAUCAUAUUUCAUUUGAGGUAAAAGAGAUCUUGAAUAGCCAGACUUGGGUAUGCCUCUAAUUACAAAUGUUAUUUCUAUAUGAAAGUGAUUUAAUUUUCUCUUGUGAUCCA
Messenger RNA from Ipomoea triloba (trilobed morning glory), 1766 nucleotides. RefSeq names its product probable glycerol-3-phosphate acyltransferase 8. The transcript has 2 exons. Bases 43 to 1554 code for a protein of 503 amino acids. Gene Ontology annotation, cellular component: membrane. Gene Ontology annotation, biological process: cutin biosynthetic process. NCBI's taxonomy places the organism in Eukaryota, Viridiplantae, Streptophyta, Magnoliopsida, Solanales, Convolvulaceae. Gene Ontology annotation, molecular function: phosphatase activity; glycerol-3-phosphate 2-O-acyltransferase activity. The record is from RefSeq and is a predicted model, not a curated record.